UGCUGAGUGUGCUGACAGCAGCGAGUGGUGCUGCUGGACUUACUUUCCUGGCUGUGCCAGUCGGCCGUCAGAAUAUCACUUUGCCCGACUUCCUGCCUUACAACCUUACCUGUGCUCACCCUGACGAUGCCCAGCCUCGUCUGAGCCUCCAGGAGCCUUACAAGUGUGAUUAUCAUCCUCGCAUUGAUACUCUCAACCUCACCUUGACCAACUGCUCACUCUGCGACCACUACAGGUCAGAGUUGAUGGUUGAUGCUUGGUGGCAACUGGACGCCCAAGUUUCCUUAGACAACACCAGCCUGAAGGUGCCAGCCUGGUCUUGUUCCCUCCUGCCACAACACCAGAGUGGCGAGGCAUCAGGGUGGACCAGCAAGACCAACACAAGCAGUAAGGCGCAGGAAUGUUACGCUCAGUGCUUAGCGCUAGUGCCUCGUCAACAGGUGUGUUCCAACACUCACACCGUGCGUGAAUUUCAACCUGUCCUCACCUACAUGUUGUUCCUCCUGAUGCGUCUCAUCAACGGAGUGACGCUAGCAUCAAGCCUGACACUCUUCAAAGGUGCUACAAUGGCCAUCCUGCGGGAGCACAAAGGUGACUACGGCCUCCAGCGACUCUCUGGCAGCCUGGGAGCCAUAGUUCUCACUCCACUUUCAGGAUUUCUAAUUGAUAUCGUCUCUCACGGGACAGGGAAACAAGACUUCAG
Messenger RNA from Cherax quadricarinatus, 703 nucleotides. The record is from RefSeq and is a predicted model, not a curated record. NCBI's taxonomy places the organism in Eukaryota, Metazoa, Arthropoda, Malacostraca, Decapoda, Parastacidae.